This is a messenger RNA of Phascolarctos cinereus (koala), 7223 nucleotides long. RefSeq names its product regulatory factor X7 (gene RFX7). Gene Ontology annotation, biological process: regulation of transcription by RNA polymerase II. NCBI's taxonomy places the organism in Eukaryota, Metazoa, Chordata, Mammalia, Diprotodontia, Phascolarctidae. Gene Ontology annotation, molecular function: DNA-binding transcription factor activity, RNA polymerase II-specific; RNA polymerase II cis-regulatory region sequence-specific DNA binding. The record is from RefSeq and is a predicted model, not a curated record.
UCCUCCCUCCCACCCCUCCAGCAGCGAUGGCAGAGGAACAACAACAACCACAACCACCGCAGCCCGAUGCCCAUCAGCAGCUCCCCCCCAGCACUCCUAGCCCGGGGGUGGCUCUGCCAGCCCUGGUGCCCGGGCUGCCGGGGAUGGAGGCCCGCGCGCUGCAACACAAGAUCAAGAACUCCAUCUGCAAAACUGUACAAUCUAAAGUGGACUGCAUUUUGCAAGAAGUUGAGAAGUUUACAGACCUAGAGAAACUCUACCUCUACCUUCAGCUGCCUUCUGGUCUCAGCAAUGGAGAGAAAAGCGAUCAGAGUUCCGUGUCAUCAAGCCGUGCCCAGCAAAUGCAUGCCUUUUCCUGGAUUCGAAAUACAUUGGAGGAGCAUCCUGAGACUUCACUCCCUAAGCAGGAAGUCUAUGAUGAAUAUAAAAGCUAUUGCGACAAUCUUGGUUACCAUCCAUUAAGUGCUGCUGACUUUGGAAAGAUCAUGAAAAACGUCUUUCCAAAUAUGAAGGCACGCCGCCUGGGCACAAGAGGCAAAUCAAAAUAUUGCUACAGUGGACUAAGGAAAAAAGCUUUUGUUCAUAUGCCAACACUGCCCAACCUUGACUUUCAUAAAAGUGGAGAUGGGUUGGAAGGAGCCGAACCUUCCGGGCAACUCCAAACUGUUGAUGAGGAAGUUAUCUCUGCUGCCUGCCGCCUUGUGUGUGAGUGGGCCCAGAAAGUAUUAAGCCAGCCAUUUGAUUCAGUCUUGGAAUUAGCUCGCUUCCUUGUAAAAAGUCACUACAUAGGCACCAAAUCGAUGGCAGCUCUAACUGUAAUGGCAGCAGCACCAGCAGGAAUUAAAGGAAUCACCCAGCCCUCUGCUUUUAUACCCACUGCUGAAAGCAAUUCCUUUCAGCCUCAAGUAAAGACUCUGUCAUCUCCUGUUGAUGCUAAGCAGCAGUUGCAACGGAAAAUCCAAAAGAAACAACAGGAACAGAAACUACAAUCUCCUUUGCCAGGAGAGUCUCCAGGAAAGAAACUAGAAGGAGCUACAACCAAUGGAGUAACUAGUAUUUCUAAUGGAAAUCCUCCAAUCCUUUCUCCACACCCUAUUGGUAUUGUGGUGGCAGCUGUUCCCAGUCCUAUUCCGGUACCAAGAACUAGGCAGUUGGUAACUUCUCCAAGUCCAAUGGGUUCUUCAGAUGGCAAAGUCCUUCCCCUCAAUGUACAAGUGGUCACCCAGCACAUGCAGUCUGUGAAACAGGCACCAAAGACUCCUCAGAAUGUUCCGGCCAGUCCUGGUGGUGAUCGUUCUGCUCGGCACCGGUACCCUCAGAUCUUACCCAAGCCAGCUAACACCAGUGCACUCACCAUCCGCUCCCCAACUACUGUCCUCUUUACAAGCAGUCCUAUCAAAACUGUUGUACCAGCUCCACAUAUGAGUUCUCUAAAUGUGGUAAAAAUGACAGCAAUAUCACUCACACCCAGCAACAGUAGUGCCCCUCUUAAACAUUCUCCCUCUGUGAACAGUGCAACUGGAACAAUAGAAGAAUCUAGGGCUGUUCCCCACAUCAAAAAUGGUUCUGUUGUUUCACUUCAGUCUCCUGGAUCCAAGACUAAUGCUGUGGGAACUUCCUCUGUAGAAAUAAAAAUGGAACCAGAGAUAUUAUUAGAUGAAAGUUCUAUACAGUGCCAAGAGAACUCCGAUGUGUCUAAAGCUGCUAAAGUGACCCCUCGUGGAUCUUUGGGGCAGAGAAGCAAUUCAGAGGGCACAGGACUGAAACCUUCAAAUGAAGGUGUAAUCGAAACAAAAGCAACUAAGGCCUGUGACCAGAGGACCAAAUGUAAAAGUCGCUACAAUGAAAUGCCACCAGUCACUUCAGGCAAUAAUCACAGCACACUCAGUCUCUCAGUCACCACUCAGAACUUACCCUUCACCAGCACCAAUUCACCAUCUAACGGUGACUCCACUAAUAAAGACACAAAAUUAUGCACUAAAAGUCCAAGGAAGAGACUCUCUUCUACAUUACAAGAGUCCCAGGUGCCUCCUGUAAAGAAACCCCUUGUGGAACAGCUCUCUGCAGGUAACAUGGAAGCUCAGAAGGGAAGUAGUAAUGCUAAAAAAGAUCAGAAAGUUCUCCCUGCAGCAAAAACAGAGAGCUCAGCAGCAGGUGCUCAGGUUCCUAGCAAGGUAACAAUAAAUGUUGCGGCAAAUCAGUCCUUAAAUUCUAAUGUUGUAAGUGCCAGUGAUUCAGCUUUAGAACAGCCAAUGAUAUCAUCAUCUCCAGAUAUAAAAGUUAAAUUAGAAGGAGAUGUGUUUCUUUUAGAACAUGACUCAAAAGCAGACAGCAGCUUUAAUUCCAAUGCCUGGCAGCAGCAGAUCACUCAGGAGUCUGAAUUUUCAUCUGCCAGCUGUGAACCGCAGCAAAUCAGUGUUAUGAACAUUACUGGUCACUCUGACAUUCAUGACCUAGAGAAGUCUGUUUGGGAACCACUGCAUUUAGAAGGAAUGCAGCAGGAAACCUAUAGCCAGCAGCUACACAGCCAGAUGCAAGAAUCUUCUCUGAGUCAAAUACAAGCACAGUCUUCACAUCAGUUACCUCUGCAGUCUGACCUAAAGGAAUUUGAGCCCACUGUUUCCCAGACAAAUGAAAACUAUUUUCCAUUUGAUGACGAACUUACACAGGACAGUAUUGUGGAAGAGCUAGUGCUCAUGGAGCAACAAAUGUCAAUGAACAAUUCACAUUCUUAUGGUAGCUGUUUAGGAAUGACACUUCAGAGUCAAGCAGUAGCUGCAGGAACGCCAUUGUCUUCUCACCCCAACAAUACCCACUUCUACCAUUCAAUCCAUAGCAGUGGCACUCCAAUUCACACACCUACACCAACUCCAACCCCCACCCCCACACCAACUCCAACACCAACUCCAACUUCUGAGAUGAUUGCUAGUUCUCAGAGUUUGUCAAGAGAGAGCCCCUGCUCUAGAUUAGCCCAGACUACCCCGGUAGAUAGUGCUUUAGGAAGUAGUAGGCACACACCUAUUGGUACUCCUCACUCGAACUGCAGUAGCAGUGUCCCUCCUAGUCCUGUUGAAUGCAGGAACCCUUUUGCAUUUACCCCAAUAAGCUCCAGCAUGGCGUACCAUGAUGCAAGCAUUGUCUCAAGUAGUCCUGUGAAACCAAUGCAAAGACCUAUGGCUACUCACCCUGAUAAAACUAAACUUGAAUGGAUGAAUAAUGGGUAUAGUGGUGUCAGUAAUUCAUCAGUUUCAAGCCAUGGAAUUCUCCCAAGCUAUCAGGAACUAGUGGAAGAUCGUUUCAGGAAACCUCAUGCUUUUGCUGUGCCUGGCCAGUCAUAUCAGUCUCAAUCCAGGCAUCAUGACACUCAUUUUGGUCGAUUGACUCCUGUCUCACCCAUACAGCAUCAGGGUACUGUGGUAAAUAAUACGAACAAGCAAGAAGGCUUUGCAGUCCCUGCUCCCCUUGAUAACAAAGGGAAUAAUUCUUCCCUCAACAAUAGUUUGAGAUGCCGAAGUGUGAGUCCUGCAGUCCACCGCCAACGUAACCUUAGUGGAAGCACCCUCUAUCCAGUUUAUAUACCACGAUCUAAUUUGACCCCAUUUGGAAGCCCAGUAACUCCAGAAGUCCAUAAUGUUUUCACAAAUGUACACACAGACACCAGUGCCAACAAUAUAGCUCAAAGAAGUCAGUCAGUCCCAUUAACUGUUAUGAUGCAGACAGCCUUCCCCACUCUUCAGAAACAAGCAAACAGCAAAAAAAUAACCAAUGUUUUGUUGAAUAAACUUGAUUCUGACAAUGAUGAUGCAGUAAGAGGUUUGGGAAUAAACAACCUGCCUUCCAAUUACACAGCAAGGAUGAAUCUCACUCAGAUUUUGGAAACUUCCACUGCUUUUCCUAGUGCCAAUCCACAGAAUAUGAUCAAUUCCAGCACUUCGGUUUAUGAAUUCCAGACACCAACUUACCUCACAAAAAAUAACAGCACGGAUCAGAUUAAUUUUUCUCCUGGAGAUAACCAAGCACAAUCAGAAAUUGGAGAGCAGCAAUUAGAUUUCAGUAGCACUGUUAAAGACCUGUUGGGUGGGGACAACCUGCAAGCCAACCAGCAGCUGGUGGGUCAGGUAGCAACAGAUCUCAGUAAUGUUGCAUCUGAUUUUUCUAGCGAUAUCAGAUUGUCUUCUGAACUCUCAGGCAGCAUCAAUGAUUUGAACACUUUAGACACCAAUCUACUGUUUGAUCCAGGUCGCCAGCAGGGACAAGAUGAUGAUGCUACACUGGAGGAAUUAAAGAAUGAUCCGUUAUUUCAGCAGAUCUGCAGUGAAUCCAUGAGCGCUAUGACUUCAUCCGGUUUUGAGUGGAUGGAAAGCAAGGACCAUCCCACUGUUGAAAUGUUGGGUUAAAUUCUGUUUUAUAAAAUGUAGCACACUGUAUCUAAUGACAGAUGUAUUGUAUUUGUCUUAAUGGAAGUGCCUCCCGCAGCAGAAACACUUGCUAUUAAUUGUGACAUUUUAAAAGGGUUUGCUGCAUUAAGUGGUUCCUUCUUCACUAGGGAUAGAUGAGACUUGCUUCUGUUCUACAUAAGUUUCUGAAGACAAUGGGUCUAUCAACAAACCAGUAUUAGGAUUAAAAUUUUAUGAUGUUCCCCCAUUUAACCACGUUUUUUUUAAUUAGUCGGCAGUUAACCAGCUUUCACAGCAGUGGUCCAGAUGAUUAUUUUUUAAAAUCUGUUUUAUUCCAUUAGUUGAUCUGCACAGAAUCCCAUUGGUUUUAGGCAUAAGGUUGGGUUUUUUUUUCCUUUUGGCACUUUUUAGAUAAGAAAUCACAGCUAUGAUGAACUAUAGAUAAGGCCAUUCUUAAACUAAGGAUAGCAUUCAGGUAAUAACAAGUGUGUGGUCUUGAAGCAUAGGGCUAUGGCAUAGUGAGAAAUCUCCAUAGAGCUUUCUCUUGCUUCAAUAGCAUUUACACCUAAAAUGAAGGGCUUAAAUAGGAGAAAAUAAUGAAAAUUUUAAUACUAGUUUAAGGAAAGAGCUACACUAAAUUUUUUAUUUAAAAAAUAAACCUAGUGUUAGCCAUUUAUAUUUGUGACCUCAUGUUUAGUCUUUUAAGUAUCAUUUUAAAAAGUUGAUUUUUUUUUUAAACAUGAAACAAAUAAUUCUGGGCACUGAAAUUUUAAGCACGUUACACAUGUUUCAUGUUUCAUUGAUAAUUUACGAUAGGGAAGUGGAAAUAAAAAUAUUUGUUUUUAAAUAGAAUGGCUACAUGAAAAUAUUAAAAUGUUAUUAUUUGAGAUUUAUUUUUAAACCCUUAUCGUAUGUUCUGGUAAUCAGGAAGGAAUUUUUUCCCUCCUCUCAAUUUAGUCAGCCAAUACUUUUGGAUCCUCCUGAAUACAAAAAUGCAGUUUGAUCACGAGAAUCUUCUGAAAAACACACAGGCAAGCAGGAGAAAUAGAAAAAAAUAAACUGGACUGAAAAUGGUUACCAUCUAAGGCCUGACUUCAUAAAUCCUUUAUUCUCUUGUAAAACUGCUGAUAUAAGUAAUACUUAACAAAAGAAGAAACUUUUAUUACUCACUUGCUUAUUUCUUGUAACAACCAAAACUGCAAGAGAAACACUCAGGAUUUAUUUUAAAAUUGCUUUUUUCUGCAUGCCACCUGUUUUGUUUUAAUGAAUAUUUAUAAAUUUCACAUCAGCAUAUGCAAUCUGCUAUCCAUUUAAGAGUUCAGUUCUUUAAGUGAACUUUUCAAGUUUACUGCAAAAUUGAUGAAGACAUUACUAUUAAGUUUUUAAAGUGACAUUAAAACCAUUUUAAAUACAAACACAAUGUUUUAACUAAGCUUUCCUUUAACUUAAUUAGUAAGCCAGUCAGAAUAUCACAAUCAAUGAAUAUUUAACAAAUGUGAUGAAGGGUUUAAUUUAAAAAGGGUUCAUUGUUCAGUAAAACUGCAAGGUAGGGGGAUCAAUACAUUUCAAUAAAUGGUGCUAGGGUUGGCUCAGAGCUUGUAUAUUGUACUAGUUAUUGGCAUUUGUGUGUGUUUGCUGUUAUGAUUUAAAAAUUGGUUAGGUACCUGUUCUUAAUGCUAGUUAUUUCUUUACUGUACAUUGAGACACAGCACUACUGCACACCAAAGUAUGCGAUACCCAAAGGAAAACUAUGUGACUUCUCUGACAAAUGAUGGGAGCCUCUCUGCAUGAGAAACUCGGAAGAGGGGAAUUCGAGGCCAUUCUGAUCCCUCGUUUACAUUAUUAGCUUCCUACUAACAAAACAAAAUAAUGGAAACCUUUUUUGAUAAAAUAUUAAGACUAGUGAAUUUUUACCCCCUGUACAGUAUUGCAGCAAACACUUUAAAUUUGGUUGAUUAGUCCAGCAAAUUUUUCUGGGGUUCAUAUAUUGCACUAAAUUUCUGUUGAACCUGUGGUAGGCACAUCUCUUAGGAUAAAUGCAACCAAUACAGUCCACAGAUAACUUUUUAAAUGUGUUUCAUUAUGAAAAGACAAAUGUCAUCAAAGUGACAGAUAAAAUUGUCUUAUGUAGCAAUGUGCAUUGAUCUCAAUGAGAUAUUUCUAUUUCUUAUUCUCUUACAUGAGAAUAUUACAGCAGGAAAAAAUUAAGUUUAGUUUGCUUCACCAUGUUAAUACAUGAUCACAAAGCGUGCAUGAGUGUUACUGACUUAUCUUGUACAGUACUAGGUAUAUUCCUGUAACCACUUUUUUUUUGGCUAUAUUGAAACUGGUUCAGUGUUAACCAGGUAAGCAUAGUUAUUCACAAGUUAUUUUCUCUUUUAUGUUGACUAAUUCUGCUUAGUUAUUGUUGAAUAUGUUCUUUUCUCAGAUUAUUUUCAUUGUUCUCGUGUUUAAAACAUUUUGCAUCAUUUUAUCAUGAUAAUACUUCAUGAAGUAAAUAAUUUUGCAUAUAAUUGCAAUAAGCACUGACUUUUGAACUGAAAAGAAGGAAAGUGUUUUUUGUGCAGUGCAUCUGAGGUUCAUAUAAUAGUCUUGUACUAUACUGUGCUUUACUGCACCAUAAGGAAAAAAAAAAUCCCUGUUCCACGUUUUCAUUUAGUGCAAAAAGUCAGAUUUCCCCCAGUGUUUUGUUGUCUGUUGUACCUGCUGAAACUACAGUAGUUGACUAUUGCAGUAGCAUUUCAGUUCUCCUUUUUUAUUGAAAGUGCUCAAGAAUUGUUUUUUAAAUGUUUUCAAAAACAAUAAAAACAUUUUAUAUUAAGAUAA